UUUUUUCGCCAUUCCUACUUCACAUCUGCCAAAAUAAUAUACACGUGUUUUGUUGCUGGUACAUUUAAUUUUUUGGAGAACAUAUCGCGCCUAGAAAUUAGUUGGCAAAAUGUCUAUGCGAGAAAAAUUGCUAAUGAAAAAGAUAAAAAAACGUGAAAAAAUGAAGAAAGUGCUAGCGGAGAAGAAGAAGGGAAAGCAGCACCAACUUGGUCCUGUAAAUAAAGUGGAGGAUGAGGUAGAUGGGGACUUCAGCGAAGCUCCUGGACCCUUGGCCAAGAAAGCAAAAGUGUCGAAGAAAAAACAACAACGUCAAAUCGCAGUAGUGAAUUCAGAUUCCGAUAGUGAGGAUGAUCGAAAGCCAGAUUCAGAUGAUGGCAGUGAAUUCUCCGAUGAUGAAGACGUGGAACCUGGUUACGAAGAAAAUGAUAAAAAGCCGUUGAAGAAUAAUCAAAAUGGAAAAACUACGACGAAAAAAUCAGAGGUACAAUCAACCAGUCGAGAAGGCACAACUGCAGAAGAAGCUCUUGUCAAUCGCGAUCCGAAUGAUCGGUCGUUUGGUUCUCUUAAAGGAAUCGUGUCAGAUCCUACUCUAAAAGCCAUUGAAGAGAUGGGAUUUACAGAGAUGACGGAAAUACAAGCUAAAUCUCUACCUCCAUUGCUUGAGGGACGUGAUUUAGUUGGUGCUGCCAAGACUGGUUCAGGCAAAACGUUGGCUUUUCUGAUACCAGCGAUAGAGUUAAUAUACAAAUUACGGUUUAUGCCACGAAAUGGCACCGGUGUUAUCAUUAUAUCACCAACACGAGAAUUGUCGAUGCAAACUUUUGGAGUACUAAAAGAGUUGAUGGCACAUCAUCAUCACACUUACGGUUUAGUGAUGGGCGGCUCCAAUCGUCAGGUAGAGAGUGAAAAACUUGGUAAAGGCAUUAAUAUUUUAGUGGCUACUCCUGGCCGCUUGUUGGACCACUUGCAAAAUUCACCAGAUUUCCUAUACAAAAAUUUGCAAUGUUUGAUUCUCGAUGAAGUGGAUCGUAUACUGGAAAUUGGUUUUGAGGAAGAAUUGAAGCAGAUUGUUAACUUACUUCCAAAACGGCGGCAAACAAUGUUAUUUUCGGCUACUCAGACGGAAAAGAUCGAUGCCCUUUCCAGAUUGGCACUCAAAAAGGAGCCAAUCUAUGUAGGAGUCGAUGAUCAUGAGGAAGUAGCUACGGUUAGUGGAUUGGAACAAGGUUACAUCGUGUGUCCUUCGGCAAAACGUUUAUUGGUUCUAUUUACCUUCUUAAAAAAGAAUCGAAAGAAGAAAGUGAUGGUAUUCUUUUCAUCUUGUAUGUCUGUAAAAUACCAUCACGAACUGUUCAAUUACAUAGAUCUGCCUGUAACGUCUAUACAUGGCAAGCAAAAGCAAACAAAACGUACAACAACAUUCUUUCAGUUUUGCAAUGCAUCUGAGGGUAUACUGCUAUGCACAGAUGUGGCUGCGCGUGGACUUGACAUACCUCAAGUGGACUGGAUUGUACAGUACGAUCCCCCAGAUGACCCAAAGGAGUAUAUUCAUCGUGUUGGUCGUACUGCUCGUGGUAGCGGCAGUUCGGGCCAUGCGCUGCUUUUGCUACGUCCCGAAGAACUCGGGUUUCUACGCUAUCUAAAAGCAGCCAAAGUUCCACUUAAUGAGUUUGAAUUUUCUUGGGCGAAAAUUGCGGAUAUUCAGCUACAGCUGGAAAAACUCAUUUCGAAAAAUUAUUUCCUCAAUCAAUCGGCCAAGGAAGCCUUUAAGGCCUAUGUACGUGCAUAUGAUUCCCACCAAUUGAAAACAAUAUUCGAAAUCAAUACGCUGGAUUUGCAAGCAGUAGCGAAAAGUUUCGGUUUCUUAGUGCCACCAGUAGUUGAUCUUAAGGUAGGUGCUAAGCGCAAUCGCCCAGAAAAACGUGUUGGUGGCGGCGGAUUCGGUUACUACAAGCAAAUGAAUGAAGAAAAUCCGAAACAGCGCAUGUUCAAACAGAUUAACCGUGAUCAAUUGAAAAAAAAUAAGAAUUAUAUGCGAUAAAUUUUUUACUGCUUACGGAGUUAUUAGCUAGUUUAAUUGAAAUGUUUAAAUUCAUUUCUCACCAGGAAAAUUUUAUGUAAAAAAUACAUAUACUUUUAACAUAGUACCAAAAAACGGAAGUUUUUAGAAGUGAGGAUUUACUGAGGGUUUAAUUAUGAGAACGAUUUACUCACAUGGUAUUAGCGAAAAUCCCGUAGAUUUUUGGCAAAUUAUUUUGCUGGCAGUGAGUGGCUUCAAUACACAUAAAUGAAAAUUGUCGAACAUACUUUGUAUGGAUAAAAUUGGAAACCUUAAACGAAAAAAAAUUAACGGGAUUUUUUACAAUCUUGAAACUUGUAC
Messenger RNA from Rhagoletis zephyria (snowberry fruit fly), 2380 nucleotides. RefSeq names its product probable ATP-dependent RNA helicase pitchoune (gene pit). The record is from RefSeq and is a predicted model, not a curated record. Gene Ontology annotation, molecular function: ATP binding; RNA helicase activity; nucleic acid binding. Lineage: Eukaryota; Metazoa; Arthropoda; Insecta; Diptera; Tephritidae.